This is a messenger RNA of Paramormyrops kingsleyae, 3118 nucleotides long. RefSeq names its product elongin-B. Gene Ontology annotation, molecular function: protein binding. NCBI's taxonomy places the organism in Eukaryota, Metazoa, Chordata, Actinopteri, Osteoglossiformes, Mormyridae. Gene Ontology annotation, biological process: transcription elongation by RNA polymerase II. The record is from RefSeq and is a predicted model, not a curated record. Gene Ontology annotation, cellular component: elongin complex; VCB complex.
GUCGCUAAGUUGGCAACACUGCUUAAGGUAAAGGCGUGCAGCUGUACCUGGUUAUAACCAAUAGGGGGCCUCUGGCUGAAAACUGCUCUGUGACACUCGCAGUGCAUUGUGGGCCCACUGGCUCAGUCAAAAACAGACCGUGCAAAAAUGGAUGUGUUUCUUAUGAUCCGCCGUCACAAGACCACCAUUUUCACAGACGCCAAGGAGUCCACCACUGUGUUCGAGCUGAAACGGAUUGUGGAGGGAAUCCUUAAAAGGCCACCAGAGGACCAGAAGCUCUUCAAGGAUGACCAAACGCUUGAAGACAGUAAGACGUUAGGGGAGUGUGGCUUUACUAACCAAACUGCGAGACCCCAAGCUCCAGCCACCGUUGGACUGGCUUUUCGUCUGAGUGAUGAGGUCUUUGAGCCGCUGCGGCUGGAUCCGUUCUCCAGCCCCCCAGAGCUCCCGGACGUCAUGAAACCACAGGAUUCAGGCAGCACCACCAGCGAACAGGCCGUGCAAUGAGGGGAGAAGAGCUAGCGAGGAUGGGAGGGGAGGCUGGAGCGCGUGGCUGUCGGGGCUGGGGGAGCUAGGGUGCGGGUCAGGGGGAGCUGGAGAGAAUAUGGAAGAAACUUCUUGAGACAUGGGAGUGAGCAGCAAGGAUUCAGUUGGCAAAGUUAGGUACCAUCUCUGUGCUUUCUUCCUGUAGCCUUUGUAUAGCAAACACAUUAUUAACAGUUUCCAAACACAUGUUCACAACACACUUUAGAAUCCAUACUUGUAGACAGUUACUGCGUCUCUCAUGGACUGGCAUCCUGGCUCAACUUCUGUCAGACUUUGGGAUUCUGAGGAGUGUGGGAGAAUGUUCCAGUGCCAGCUAAACAUCCAUCUCCAGCUGCUGGGGGGUGUGCGACUGUGUUCAGUGUUUAAUGUAUUAUUGUUUAGUAUCGUUAUGAUUUGGGGGAUUAUUGGGUAGGUGCAGUUGUUGGUCCACUUUCAAGGUGUGCAUUUACCAACUGUGGUGGAGUUAAUUGAGCCUACAUUUGUUGCUGGAAUGUACUUGUGGACAUUCAUGCAUAGAAUUUGAAAUAUUGCACGGCAAGAUGCCAUUUAUGGAAAUAAGGAUUAUUUUUUCCCAGGCUUCCAUGUUCCUGCUGUUUGGUGCCUUUUUUCCUCAAUCCAGUCCUGUGAAUUGCUUUUCGCUGUUUUGUUCCUUGGCCACUAUUAUUCAGUUUAGAAGCUAGAAAAAAAUGUAUAACAGAUUUAAAGUUUCUUUCAGUAUUUUGUUCAGUCAAACCAAAGAUCUGGAAUCAAACUAAAUUUGGAGUUAAGUGGAAAAAAUGCACUGGAACUCACUGGAAAAUUGCAAGGUCUAGGUGGUAAAUUUAUGGAAUUCAGAACCAUGACAAAUUAACUCCGCUUGACAUUGACAGGGCUUGGGGAUCGACUGGGAUUGCCCUUAGCUGUGCCUGCUGUGCGUGUGUGAUACACUCUGACAACAUAUGCUUUAAACAUAAAUGUUAUUAGUUGAAUAAAGACUACUUUUUUAAAAACCUUGUGGCAGUUAAGCAUGUUUUAUUUGCAUUUGUGUCAUCUGUUGUAAGCUUUUGUGUUUUGAUAAAUCAAGGGCGUCUUAGUGAUUUAACAUCAAGCUAAUUCUAUGGUAGGCCUUAUUUUUUGAUGCUGUGGAAUUAUUCAAGCAGUUUUUCCAAGUGGAGGUUUUGAAGUCUAUUAUAUUUGAGCCUAUUCUGGUUUAUAGCCAUGUUUUUAUUUUAUUUUUCUUGCUUUUCUAUAAUAUACUAUAAUUUUAUUACUAAUAUCAGUGUAUGUAAAGUUCAUUUCUUUGAGUCAGGCACGAGUGUACCAAGUUUAGAGUAGUAUUUGCAUAUUGAUUUAAUGGCUGUUUGUUAUACGUGAAAUGCAUUGUAGUCAGUUUUUUUUUAAUUUUUUUUUUAUUUUUUAUUUUUUAUUUUUUACCUGGAGUUCCCUGUUCAUAAUUUGAUGUGAUGCCACUUUCUGUUUUCCCGUAAAUAUUCAAUGGAGAAUUUCAAUUACUGUGAGCGUUGGAUGUCCCAAAAGUUUGCCAUGCAGAUGAAUCACAAUUACUCCCUCCCCUCCCCUUUUAUUGUCAUUACAGUAUACAGUGGAACACCACAAAUUAAUUUGUUUAAUUCAUAUUAUGUUAAAUUCAAUGGCAAGCUAGGAAAAAUUUGGGAGUCUUUGUUUAUGUAAAAUGGUUAUGUGUUUUAGAGACUGACUGUAGAUUGAAGUGUUUGGUACCCUCAUUUAGUCUGACAGCACUGAGAAAAUCCGGGAUGCAUUCUGUCAUUGUGUCCUGUGGAAAUUAAGCUUUUCUCAUUUAAAGUAGAUUUCCUAAAUUAUCUUAGUGUAAUCAUGGUUUAGUACAUGCAGCCUUAACAUUUUAAAAUUACAGCAUUGACUAUGUUUUACAAAGGUUGAAAUUAUACAGCCAUUUUGCAGUCAAAAUAUUUUAAAAUGUGCAAUAUUUAAAUGUUAUUUUCAGCAGCUGAUCUGUAGGCCUUACUGCAGUUAUUCAGGAAAAAAACGAAUGUGUUUUUUUUUGUGGCUGAUUUCGUCUGUUCUGACUGUAGGGUUAUUAAUUUGACUUCAAUAAAUUGGUUUUGAAAGAAAUUUGAGUGUUUUUUAGUUUGUGAGAUGAUAUCACACAGAGGGCUGCAAAGCAAGAAUGAAUAAAUUUUGCCAUGGCACAUUUGGAGUAAAUUUUGGGACUCGUGUAUGCAGGGUACAUAGUUUCCGUUAUCUGAUAAUUAAUGGACUUUGACCCAGGAAAUCUGUUGAAGUCUGAAAAAUGUAUAUAAAAAAAAAACUGGUCAUAAUGUCUGGUGAAAUAAUUCCCUGUAAGCACAAUUAAGUAAAAUGUUUUAGCCAGAUAGGCCUGCAUGUAUUUUUUGGUUUGUUUGCGAAUUGUUUUUUUUUUUUUUUAAACUGUUUUUAUUUUAUUUGAGAACAUGUGGAAGUAAGCUGAAAGGAAUUUUGUGUUUACGUGUUACACAGUAGGCUUGUGUAAUAUUUACUUAUUUUUGCGUUAUGCACAUGAGUCUAUUGAUGGGACUUAUUUGAAGAAGCGUACUUUUAAAUAAAAAAUAUAAAUCUA